Lactuca sativa (garden lettuce) is the source of this 1293-nucleotide messenger RNA. The record is from RefSeq and is a predicted model, not a curated record. NCBI's taxonomy places the organism in Eukaryota, Viridiplantae, Streptophyta, Magnoliopsida, Asterales, Asteraceae.
AUGAAAGGUGAACUUGGUGGUCUUAAAACUUUGAUUUUGAAUGAAAAUGCAAGUGUAUAUUAUAUUCAUUGUUUUUCUCACCAGCUUCAACUUACUCUUGUAGCGGUGGAAAAAAAUAAUUCAAAAAUCGUUUCUUUGUUUGUGUUGCUAACCAAUGUUGUGAAUGUUGUUGGAGGUUCUUGCAAGCGUCUUGACCGUCUUCGAGAACAACAAGCUUCCAAAGUUAUUGAAAUACUUGGUUUAGGUGAAAUCAUAAGCGGUCGAGGCCUCAAUCAAGAAACAUCUCUUAUCAAACCGGGAGACACACGUUGGGGAUCCCAUUAUGGUACUUUGAUAAGUAUGAUUACAUUGUUUCCAUCCGUUUUAGAUGUUCUUGAGAUUAUUACGGAAGAUGGAGCAACCCCAGAACAAAAAUGUGAAGCUGAUAUGUUAAUUAACUCCUUGCAGACCUUUGAUUUCAUAUUUUCUUUGCACUUCAUGAAAAAAUUAUUGGGUAUUACGAAUGAGUUGUCCCAAGCAUUGCAAAGGAAAGAUCAAGAUAUUGUAAAUGCAAUGAACUUGGUUAGAAUUUGCAAGAUGCAAUUGCAAAAUUUGAGGGAUAGUGGAUGGGAUUCUAUGCUCACUCAGACUACAUUGUUUUGUAAAAAACACGAGAUUGAGGUUUGCAACAUGGAUGCAAUGUUCUUACUUCCUGGACGGUCACGACGAAAAUAUCCAAAGAUGACAAACUUACACUACUAUCGUGUAGAGUUAUUCUACGAUGUCAUUGAUUUGCAACGCACAGAACUAGAGAGCCGUUUUAGUGAGACUGGCACCAAAUUGCUUCUUUUCAUGGCGUGUCUCAAUCCAAAUAACUCAUUUGCAGCUUUUGAUAAAAACAAAUUAAUUCAGCUAGCUCGUUUAUAUCCAAAUGAUUUUUCAGAUAUGGAUUUGGAGAUACUUAACGAUCAACUAGAAACUUAUAUUCUCGAUAUGUUGAAUUCGUCAGAGUUUUUCAAUCUAAAUGGGAUUGGCGAUCUUGCACAGAAGAUGGUUGAAACAAAAAGGGAUAAAGUGUUUUCUAUGGUUUACUUGCUCAUUAAAUUAGCAUUGACGUUACCGAUUUCAACAGCAACAGUUGAGAGAUCGUUUUCCGCUAUGAAGAUUGUGAAGAACAGGAUAUGCAAUAAAAUGGGAGAUCAAUGGAUGAAUGAUAAUUUUGUUGCUUAUAUCGAAAAAGAGGUUUUUGCAGAUGUUGCCAAUCAAGAUAUCAGCAAUAUGUUUGAUAAAAUGAAAACUCGUCGACGACCUUAG